AUGCUCGCUCUGCAAAAGACCUCUAGCCCGACGCGCAAGUGUACCACCAACAUACUCCCAUGCCGCGUCCAUCAUGACGGGCCUAUCAAGGUGACGAAGCGAUACUGGUCACCCCAAGACGAAAAUGAUGGUUCCAAAACAUCCCACUUCCGUGGCCGAAGAUUACGUGGAAGAGUCAUGAGAUUACCCGCAGGCUAUCGAGGUGUUGUUGCACGAUCUACCGAACAAUAUCUCCCUCAACCUGUGAAAGGCGGUCCGAAAUUCACCGCUGUGGACGAAGACAUUGAGAUUGAGGAAGAGGAGGAGGAGCCUCCAGAGCCCGUGAAAGUACUCGAAGAAGUCGCAACUUUUGGUGAUGUGAUUGUAUGGGGACAUGAUCGCAUUCCAAACCAAGACGACACUUUUGUCAAGGGCGUCGAAGAAUGGAUCUCUUUCGCCGAAGCCAUACAUGGAACGCCUACGAAGACACAAGCCGCAGCAGACGACCGCUAA
Messenger RNA from Exophiala xenobiotica, 492 nucleotides. RefSeq lists its product as uncharacterized. Lineage: Eukaryota; Fungi; Ascomycota; Eurotiomycetes; Chaetothyriales; Herpotrichiellaceae. Gene Ontology annotation, biological process: RNA catabolic process. The record is from RefSeq and is a predicted model, not a curated record. Gene Ontology annotation, cellular component: ribonuclease H2 complex. Bases 1 to 492 code for a protein of 163 amino acids. The transcript has 3 exons.